AUGGCGUCCCAGUCAAAUGCUUGGAAACUAGCUGUUUUGAAUGCAUUUCUCUUUAUUAACGGUACGUGUUCACUUUUUGACAAUAAAAACUCUUCAAAAACGUUUCUUUUUACGUUAGGUAGUCAGCCUAGGGUUUUUUCGCGAUUCAAAUUGGAAAUGUGUUGUGGUAAUCUCGGCGAUUGAUGUUUACAGUAAACAGUUACGAGAUUUAAAUAUUUUCGGUAACAUUUUAGCUAUAAAAAAAGUUAGAAGAAUAUUGACGGCUGUGAGGUGUUUCUUCAACAAACUUUCAAAGAAGCAACCAAAGAUCUUUUCAUAGUUUCUACUAAAAAUGUUGGAAUUAUUUGGGUGAGAGAGUGCGAAUUGUUUUGGAAAUACAACAUCAGCUUGCAGGUUUUAACUUAAAACUGCUUUUUUUCCUCUCUGAAUUAACAUUCAUCAUUUCUGUGUGGGGUGUUAAAGUCGAGAGAUUGUAGCAAGUGAAAUAGUAUUCGCAUUAUUUGGUUACAAACUGAACAUGUCUAAUGGCAGCAAAUGAGACCUACCAAACUGAGUGCACUUGUACAAAAUUAUUUUAAACUCAUUUGUUAUCAUAUGCUUUUUUAACAAAUUACUAUCUGUGUUCGAGCUCCGUACUGUAAGCUACAGCCUGAGCUUUUUUACCUUGUUCUUCAGUGUAAUACCGUGGCAUACUUUGAUUGUUCCAUUACCCUUUUAUGGUGAAAUAUGGCAGCAAGCACUAACUUAGAGAUUUCUCAAUAUUCCCCAUAAACAGGCUUGGUUUGUGUUUCAUCAUUAACAGCAACUAAUAGCACCUCUGUGAAAGUUGGUUAUUUAUGGGAUGAUCCAAAACUGGAAAAUGUACAUACCUCAGAAGUUGUUAUGGACAUGAAACACACAAGAAGUAUCUUGAGGCUGAUAUGUGAAAUCUACCCUCCAUUACCAAAUGAGGGAAAGCAUUGGGACAUGAAAGAUGAACUUGUUAAAUGGCAAAAAACAGGUCCCAAGGUAGAAGAGGUCAAAAGUGUACGCUACUGGUCUGAUGAUAUGACCAAAACUGCUAUUUCUUUCUCAAAUGUUACACUUGACAUCCUUGGGAGUUAUUCCUGUAUCUAUGGUGAUGUUUCGGCCACAAUUAAUGUGCUAGGUGAGAUAAAUGUGUUGUGCAUAAUUUGUGGAAAAUUGUUAAGCUUGUUUCAGAGACCAGAUUUUUUAUGGAAUGAGCCUACAUGGUAGUUUAAAUUUUGACUGAGGCAAUUUCCCUGUUGGAAAAGCACAACAGUUCACAUGUCAAAAAUAAGGUAGCUUUUCCUAGCACAGUUCAGGGGUUUUUUUAUGCUGUUUCAGGAAAAGUUCAUGAUCAGCAUAUUUUGUAUAUUAAGGUUUGGUACUGGGACAUGGUAUUAUAAAGCCUUUGAAACAAAGUCAUUUUGUAUGCAUAUUCUCCAGACUGUUCUGUAUACAUUUCCUAAGGUGCUGCCAAGGAGAAUUUGUUAAAACAAUCAUACUCUAAUCUUUAGUUGGUGGUCAUUUCCUAUAUUCUCAAGACAUUGAUGUUGAAUUCAGUGGCAAUAUUGUAAGGAGAAAUUAGAUAUUAAUAACUCCUGGGGGUUAAGGGGUUUAAGGAAUAUUUAUGGUUCUAAAUUCUUUGAAAUGACAAGUUUAAUAUGUAACAUUUAAAUGCUAUUUUGUUUAAUGCUUCCUAGUGGCUGAUGUGGAGACAGCUAAAAUGUUGAAAACCCCAGAAAAUGUGAUAGAGCUACACACCUGCAUCUCUUACAUGAAAGAUAAAUCUGGGAUAAAUGGAUGGAGAGAUGAACAAAAUCUCUUGAAGGUGAAUUUAACAUACUGUAACUUAACCAGCCUCUGCUGUAAGUGAGGAAUUUUUUAAGCUUUAAUCUUGAAUUAUUAUGGAAAAAAAAUUGUUAAGUGCUGAAACUGUUACAAAUCUUGAAUUAGUUAACUUUAUUUAACAACGAAUUAUAGUUUUCAAUCAUCAUCAUCUUUCAUGAUAAUAUUUAUUGAUAAUAACUUUUUCUUUUUGUUUCUUGAACAGCCUAUUGGAACAAAUGAAAACUGCCCUGUGCAGCAGAAUUCAGAGCAUUCGGCAACAACAGGUUGUUACUAACUCAGUAUGUAACACUUUGUUUUGUGAUUGGUGCAGAGUGGUACAAGUCUUGGCUACCAAUCAGAUGCUUAUACCUAAGCCAUUUGUGACUUUUUCCGACCCAUUUAUCCUGUACUCAAGACAACAAUUUCUCAAAAAAAAUAGUUUAUAUAGAAUUUGCAUGCCCAGUUGCUAAUUUUUUUGCCUCUAGCUUGAUCUUUUAAACCUUUAACUCCCACGAGUGACCAAGACAGAAUUUCUCCUUUCAACUCAGAAUCAAGCAUACUAGUGAGGAGAAUAAAGAUGAAAACUCAAUUAGGGGACUACAAGUUGAUCCAAUACCAAAUUCUCCAAAUUAAAAUCAUAUUAUUAAGUAUUAUUUUUAUAGCAGGCAGUAGGGAGAAUUACUAAUGAGAUCUUGGGAGUUAAAUGGUUAAAGUAUUGGCACUCAGGUGAGAAGUGGGUAAUAUGGUCAGAUCAACCCAUGAUAAUCUUUUAUAAUAAGAUUGAUAAAUUAAGGAGAAAUUCUCUCUUGGUCACCUAUGGGAAUUAAUAGUUUAACUGAAUCAUUAUUGCAGUCUUUUAUAUUCAUUUGUCUUUAUUUUGCUUUGUCACAAAAUAGUUCACCAGCUUUAUGCUUCAGAUUUCAAGGUCAUUGCAGCUAUGGGAGAUUUGUUUACAGUAUGUGUUUAUUUCACGAUAAAUAAAUUAAUUUUGUUAUUUUCCAAUCUAAUGGAAGUUUGAGGUGUUCAUUUCCUUUGAUAAAUACAAUUUUGUUUUUCAAGGUUGGCCAAGGAGCAAGAGCAACAUCAGUGAAUGGAUUUUUCUUGGAUUACAAAGAUUUCUCAUGGAGGUAAAAAUAUUUUGAUUGCUGAUGUUAAUUACUUUUGGUUUUAAAAUUUAUGUAAAUAACAAUAUGUUUGGGCACCAAUCCAGGUAAUUAAAAGUUCCAUGAAAUCAAGUAUCAGAAAAAAAAGGGGUAACACACAGAUGUCAUCCUAGUUCAUGGGCCAUUGCCUUUAACAUUAAAGAGCUUUUUCCCCAGCUUAAAGGCAUCCUUCCCAGGAAUCUACCAAAUGGAAAAGAAGAGGUUGAGUUGAAUCUCAGGUCAAAGUGAUCUUGAUGGAAACUGGUUUCAAUAGCUUGAUAUGAUUUUAUAUUAAUUUUGUUCAAGGUUCAUUAAUUAAGGUAGUCCUGACAAAUCCAUUCAGAACCAUGUGUCAAAUGUGGGCAAUUUAAUUUAAAACUCAUAAUCAUGUCAAUCCAACACGAUCAGAUCGUAAAAUGCAACAAAAAAAAUUUGAAUUAUUAUUUUCAUGUCUUUGAGGAAGUGUGAAAUACUAACAAAUGUUUGUUCAAAGUGACUUCUUUAUUUUUUUUACCUUAAAACUUUCCAUAUUUGUACAUUUGGUAGCCUUGGAGGAGCAAAUCAUCUGAAUCAAACAAUAACAGUGCCAAGUGAGUCUCCUACUUUUAUUUUACUUUCACUGUCACUUAACUCUUUAAUUCCCAGAUCAAAUUUGUAAUUCUUCUUAUUGUCAACCAUACAAUUCUUACAAUGUUAGUUUGGAGAAUUUAGUAUUGGAUGAACUAAUUAUCUCCAAAUUGAUAUUUGUCUUAGUUUAUUCUCAUUACUUAUCUGGUUGAUAUUGUAUUUACAUUUUAGAAAAAAAUUCUGUCUCAGUCAUUCAUGGGAGUUAAAGGGGUAACAUAAUUUUUUUGGCUAAUGUUUAAUAUUUUUGUAUGAUUAUUAAAUUGCUGGCUAUUACUAGAGCAUGUCUAAAUUUUAAUAGCCCUUACUUUCAAAAUUAGGUGUAAAUCUUCCAUCAAUAAUUUGAAACAAUUGUUUUACACUUUUGACAUUCUGUUUUUAUUAAAAGAGUACUAAAGAUUUUAAAACAGGAGUAUUCUGGACAAUUUAAUAGUCUUAAUAUAUCAAUAUGGUAGCAUUUAGUGAUAAUUAUAUAAGAUUUGUUUGUUUGUUUGAUUUCUAUCAAAUUAUUUUACAGAUAUCAUCAGGCAAUUCAGCCCAUCUGUAAAGGGUGCAUCUGCAAAGGUGUCACAGGAUGAAGAUGGUUUUGUUGAUGAUCUUAAUGUGGCCUUUCUUGGUGCCUCUGCAAGGUAUAUGUAGUACAUGUAUUGAAAGAAACAUUCUUACUCCUUUGGCAAGGGACUGUCAACUUCCUUUUAAGAUGUACAGUCAGUAUUAAUCCUUUGGCUCCAAUGAGUGACUAAGGUAGAAUUUCUCCUUACAAUAUCAAUACAAUAUCAGGUAUGCAAGUAAUGAGAAUAAAGAAAAAUACCAGUCAAGAAAUUCUGAGUUCAUCCACUACCAAAUUCUCUGAACUAACAUCACAAGAAUUUUAUGGCAGACAGUAGGGAGAGUUGCUUAUAAGAACCUUGCUAAGAUUCUUAUUAAGAUUCCUAUCAAGAAUCUUAAUAAGAAUCUUAAUAAGAUUUCUACCUGGGUACUGAGGUAUUGGGAGUGAAACGGUUAAUAGAUCACAAUAAUAAAGGUAUAGUAAAGGAAUUAAUCUUUUUUUUUUGUUUAUCAUAAAGUGACCUUGAAAAUCAAGCCAAGGACCUGGUUUCAAGAAUGAAAGCUAUGAAGGUAAUCAGAGUGUGACAUUUUAAAAUGUGUGGUUUAUUAUAUAUUGUAUAGAAACUGAAAAAAUAUAUAUAUUUUUUUUUUACCCAAAGGUCUAAGUGAAUCGAUUUAAAUUUCUGUGUUGCUUGAAUAUAAACUAGGGUAUUGACUUCAAGAAUGACUGGAAACUUCUCACAAUUUGGAUUGGAACAGAUGACCUCUGUCAAGUUUGUGAGGAUGAGGUAAGAUUUGCCUGGCACAAAUGAUAAGUGCUAAUAUCAACCUUUUGCCCCCACAAGUAAUAUCAAUUGUAAUAAGUCAUUAAUUAAUAAAAUAUUGUAUCAGUUGUUAUUAAUUACCCAGUCAUUGAGAUGUUACUGAUAACUGAUUAAAAAAUAUAUAUCAAAUUGGGAUUUCAAAUGUAGAUUUUGUUUAGAUAAGUUAUAAAUGAAUUAGUUAAUUUUUAUGUUCAACUGCUGCUCACAAAUGGAUCUUAAAUUCCCACAAGCUGUGCUUCCACUGGAGACAAGUGAAAAGAGUCUACAAUCAGUAACAUUAGCAGGAGUUUGAGUGAUAAUUAGAAAAAGAAACUGGAGUACUGAGAGGGUUUUAAUAGUCAAUGAUAGAUAAAUAAAUUAUUAGAGGAAGGCAUUAAUAUUAAUUUAUUCAAUACAUUGUAUGUUUUAUCAUUGUUUAAAGUGGUAUGGAAUCAAUUACUAAUGCCUGUUCUACUUUUUAAUGAUUUCAGGAGAAAUUCAGUGCUGGUUCUUUUAUAAAAUAUAUGAUGCGCACACUAAAUCACCUAAAAAAUAAGGUGAGUAAAUGUUUUGAUUUUAUAAUUAGUCAGAUUGAUAAUAUGAAGUAUUUCCAGAUGAAUGUUCAGGGUGCAAAUCCAUUGUAGGAAUUGAGGAGACAUUCUGACUGUUUACCUCAGUCUCAGAUUGUCCUUAAUAUUUAUUGUAGUUGACUUUGUCACUUUGUGUUCUUAGGUGCCCAGGUUGUUUGUGAAUUUAGUUCCACCCAUGGAUGUUUCUCCUCUUUAUGAGUUACAUCAAGCAAAUACCAACUCGUGCCAAAUUCUGGGAUGGUAGGUUCCAUAACAAUAUUUUCUUGUGAGAUACAUACACCCUGCUCAAUUCAGCACAGUGUUUUAUCCUUUUCACUUUAAUUGUAUUUUACGCACAGAGAUAGGUUUGUUGAUCUUAUGAAGGAUGCAAGACUAAAUUUAAGUUGUUGACCUCUCAGAAAUAGCCUGCUGAUGUAUAAAAUCCUGAAAUGUUAAGGAGAGGUUGUGGGGGGAGAGGGGCGGGGAGUACAUAGAGUAGAGGGGAAGGGGUGGAGGAGUACACAGAGUAGAGGGGGAGGGGUGGAGGAGUACACACAAUAGAGGGGGAGGACUGUAAUUCCUCCAUGCACAUUUCAGUAACAACUUAUUCUUUUUUAGAUCAGCUUUAUGCAGAAAUUGAAUUUUAAAUGAUUACAAGCCAUAAAGCUAUGACUCAGACAUAUUUAUUUUCUUUCCAGGAGCUCUUGUCCUUGUUUGAGAAAGGUUGCCACAGAAAGAGCUAAAAUUACCAUGGCUGUCAAACAGUAUAAGGUUGAAGCACACUUGUUGAAACUUUAUUUUUAACCAACUCUUAACUUCAUUUUAAAGAGUGAUUAAAUAAAAUAAUUACAGUUUGUAGGUAUUAUAAUGGCAAAUAAUAUGGUCUCAGUUGGAUUAACCCUUUACAUGCUAACAUCAGUAUGAAUAUUCUCCAUUAUGUGCUGACAAGGAGAAUUCAAGCUCUUCUUCAGUUGCUGAUAAUUUCCUCUCUUCUUGUGACCUUAAUAAGUGAUUCAGUGGCUCUUAGAGGCCAAAGGGAUAAUAAAUAAGAGGGAGUUUUUAAGAAUGUCAGCUGUAGCUACCAACUAUCUGCAUGAUUUUGUUAGUCCCUGUCAAGGAAGAACAUUAAAUUUUACACAAUUAGGUAAAGAACUGCAGUAUAUAAAAUUCUGUUACCUCUCCUAGUAACCCUGACUUACAAACAUGCUACUUAAAAAUGAAAUUUUCUUUGCUUGCUGAUCAUAUACAUAUACUGUUAGGAAAAAUAAAAUAAUUACCGGUACUGGUAAAAUAAAGAGAAUAUUUUGAACUUAGAAGAAUUACAGUGCAAAUGAACUUGGUAUAAGAAUCAGUAAUGAUGCAUUACGAUAAAUAUUUGCACUGAUCUUUUGAAGUUAGGAUUGCUUGACUAUGAGCUUAAAGUAAUCCUUUUCUUCUCAUCAAAUUGUUUUAAAGCUUUGACAAACAUGUAAUAUUUUUUUCUAUCUGUCCCUGUAAAGAAAUUAUUGGAGGAACUGGUGAAUAGUGGAAUAUAUGACACAAAGGAUAACUUUGCAGUGGUUAUUCAACCUGCCCUCCAGGUGCCGCCAAGAAAUCAGGUGAUUGCUUUUUGCUAUUUAGAGAUCAAGAUUUUCAUCCCAGAAAGUGCAGUACAUAUCUUUAGCAACUCUUUAGUUGUGAUGUAAUUUUUUAAAGAGUUUUUCCCGUUAGUAAUGUCAGUAGAGGGUUGUCAUUAAGCAGGGGAUGCUGGCAAAAUUCAUUGCAUGAAAUAGUAGCAAUCACUGGCUGGACUUUUAGCUGGUGAUCCCUUUAGUAAGUAAAGCACAACAGACAUUUCUGAGAUUAGGCAGAGAUUAUAGUGGUUUGAUAUAGAAUGGAAUGCUAGCCAAGUUUGAGCCACCUCUCUUAAAAUUUCAGCCUGCUCCCUUAUUUCUUAGUUACAACCCUGCCAGUAUGUACAUUGUAAACAACUCAGGAAUACAAUAUGGAGCUGCAUUUUUUUUUCACAGGAUGGUGAUUUGGUGAAAUCCUUUUUUGGUGUGGACUGCUUGCACUUCUCUGUUCAAGGUCAUGCUGCAGCAGCACUAGCUUUGUGGAACAAUAUGGUAGGUUGGUUAUUAUAAAUUGAUGAUACACUUUGUUUAAUGCAGGUGAAUUAUUGUUGCAGAUCCUCUAAAUCCUAGGUAAAGGGAGUGUUUUAUAGGCCCUAGAACUGAACUCUGACCUGCAAAGUUGCAGGAAAUUUCUCUUCCAGGCCUUGAAAGUCAAUUUAUUUGAGUGUGGGGUAUGCAAAGUAAUGAUUACAAUUAUUAAAAAAAGGUUGAGUAUAGUUGUGAAGAAAGCCAGAAAUUAAUGAAAAGGUAGAUAAUUAAGAAACCUGGAGCAAAAUAACUAAAUUUAAUUUACAUGUAUAAGAAAAGUACCUUUGGAUAAGGUUGUAUACAAAGCCACUGCAGGUUGGUGGUAGUAUUUUUUUGUUUGACCACAAAAUUAACCCUGUUUGGAGAUGGAUGAAGGCUGACACUUGACAAAAAAACUUGCAUUAUCUUAUUUAAUUCUUCACUUAAAACUAUGCGUUCUAAUUUAUGACAUUUGGAAGUCAGAGAUAAUAUUUGAAAUAAUGAUCAUUGUAGUUGGAACCAUUUGGAUCCAAGACAAAGCAGUGGGGUGACCAGGAGACCUUAAGAUGCCCAUCUAAGGUAUGCAAUGUUAAGAAUUAAUAUUCCUUUAGGUAUCAGUUGGAAGUAGGAAAGAGAAACAAUUCUUUUUGGUCCAGAAAAGCACAGUCUGUGGGUUAUGAGAAGCUUGCUACACAGUCAAAGGCAAUUUAUUGUGUAAUUUAUGUGUAACCUUGUGAUUCAACCCAGAGAAACCUAUCUGUACAUACACCUUGUACCCCACUGACAAAAAGACUCCAUGUCAUCAUUCAGUAUUACUGUAGAAGACAGAUGACAUCAAAAUGUGGUAAGAACAAAAAGGUGGCAGCCAUGUGUCACUGAUGUUCUCACCACAUUGCGAUGUUUUCUGUGAUUUAGUAUUGUGCAGACCAACAGCAACAUUAACAUAGUCUUUGUUUUACAUGAUGAAAAAGCACGAUGUUGUUGGCAGUGAUGUCGCCCAUGCAUCUGCCUUCCAAUACAUCAAAUGCAUAUGCAAUUCAGCUUAUCAUGUAUAUCAUAAUUAAGGGAGACAAAUGUCUACAUUUGAAAAUGUUGUUGGCCUACAAGAUUAGUACAAGUGAAAGUGAAUAUCUUGAAUGACUUUCUAGCAUUGACAGUUGACUGAGUGCAGUUUUUUGCCACUUUUAGGACAAGCCAUACAUGUUCACCAAAGUUAACAGUAGAACAGUCACAAAUACUGUUGCUGCUAAUGAUAAUGAUGACAGUGAUGACAGGUCAUCUCCUGGUGACUUUCCACCUGUUGCUGCUGUGGCUUUGGCUAUGUCCCUCACAGCUGUUGUCAUUAUUGUAGUUGUGAUGGUGUGGAGAGGACGAAAAUCACGGCGGAGACCAGAGGCAUCUAGAUUGCUGUAUGCUUCUGGACCUCACAAACCAAGACUAUGAGCAUUUUAGAAAAAAAAAAAAAGAAGGCUUACUAUUAAUCACCAUGGCUCACUAGUUUAGGUGAUUGUCAGUGCUCUGGGCUGACAAGUGAACUUACAGCUUACUGUCAGUCACUUAUGUGAUAACCUUUGUUCUGAAGUCCAGACUUUUUAGAUUGACCAGUUGGAAAAGAGUCUACAGGCAAAAUAAUUUAUUGUAUAAUAACAGGUUUCCUGGUGUAUAAGUUUCAAAAUAAUUCAUUACAGAAUUCAUAACAAAGUAAUUAGGAUGUGUUAUAAUGAAGAUUUACAUGUGAGAUCUUGUUAAUGGUGAGUUAGAGGUCCAUUCAUUCUAAAUUAGUAGUUUUGUGCCCACUUUAGGGAAAACACCACAAUUUUUAGUGGUUUGUACAUUCCAGAUGUGAAGAAGCACAGUAUCUUUGACUCUUUCAUCAUUUGAUUCAUCAUAACCUUGAAUAAUUUGAAUAUAAGUAUAUACUAAAACAGUAAAUGGUGUUAAGGGAUGCUUUGAUUGGUUACUCAAACUCCAAAUAUCCUCUGCUAUUCACCUCUGAGCUACUCAUUCAGGAUUUGGGCCCAAAAAUACAAGUGAAUAAAUGAGUUAAUAUCAUCUUGUUGUGCUAUACUUUCAGUGUAGGUAGCAGAGGUGGAUCUUUAACUUGCUGCUUCCCAGCUUGGUGAACAUUCACCACUAGCCACCUCCACCUCAGUGAAUAAUUGUUACCUGUUCAUUGAAGAUCAUCAGUCCUGUCAAAGGCAGGGGGGGGAAAAGGUUCAUCACCUGCCCUUUAAGGUUACCUCGCUGUAAAAAGGUAUACUUUAACUGUGCAGUUAUUUAAAAAGAGAAUUUCCCAUUCUUGCUCAGACUGUUAAAUGCUUCAUUGCAAGUUGUG
Molecule: messenger RNA, 9975 nt
Organism: Pocillopora meandrina
Lineage: Eukaryota; Metazoa; Cnidaria; Anthozoa; Scleractinia; Pocilloporidae
Source: the annotation of a GenBank genome assembly